Messenger RNA from Gastrolobium bilobum, 1349 nucleotides. RefSeq names its product F-box protein At3g56470-like. Bases 70 to 1221 code for a protein of 383 amino acids. Gene Ontology annotation, molecular function: protein binding. Lineage: Eukaryota; Viridiplantae; Streptophyta; Magnoliopsida; Fabales; Fabaceae. The transcript is spliced from 2 exons. The record is from RefSeq and is a predicted model, not a curated record.
ACGGGUUUCGAUUCUCACUCUAUCUUCUUCUGCAGCUCACUCCUUCGUGCAAACCAACCUCCCAUAUUCAUGCGGCCACUAUUUAGCCAGAAAGUUCCUGGAAGCAUGGUAUCUGGAGAUACAGAUUUACAGGAUCUGGGCAACACUGAAGGAUCCUCCUCAAGAGGUGGAAAGAAGAAUGUUAAGAAGGGGAAAAAGGUUAGCGCUUCAGUUUUGGGAAGGAAGAAGGUUAAGAAAAUGCAGAUGAUGCAGAAUAAAAUGCAAAAAGUGCAGUGGUCAAAUCUGCCUGAAGACCUGCUCAUACGAAUUGCGGAUGGUCUAGGACUGAUUGAUUUUCUGUGUUUCCGUGGUGUUUGCAAAGAUUGGCACAAUGCUUCUUCAAAAGCUAAGCAUAAAUGUUCUGGAGCUGAUCCUUGGUUUCUUCUGUAUGAUGAUGGGGAAGGUUCUCAGUGUUCCCUGCUAAGCAACCAAGAUAAAAUCUACACCAUCAACAUCCCGGAACUAGAUGGGGCAACUUGCCUUGCAUCCAAUGAAGGAUGGCUUCUUGUCUUUCGACAUGGUUCAAUGUUCUUCUUUUGCCCCUUUUCCAGAGCAAAAAUAGAGCUUCCAAGCUGUCCUUUCACAGAAUUAUCUGACCAUAUUGCGGCAUUUUCAUCUGUUCCCACUUCUCAAGAUUGCACUCUUGUUGUGAUUAGUCGAAGCAAUGAUUAUGAAUUAGAACUCUACUUGCUUUGCAGGGGGAAUAGCAUAUGGGCCAAGCACAAUUUUUCUUGCAAUGGAUUCAGUUUGCAUACAAUAACUUUUGCUGCCUUUGGUCAAGGGAAAUUUCAUUUUUUUGAUAGAUUUGAUGGUUUAGUUACCUUUGAUGCUAAUACCCAAGUAUGGAGGACUCGUGCGAUAGUUCAAUGCUGGUAUAAAUUUACCGUGGGUGAAUUGAGGUAUGAAAUGCAAAGAAACAUGUUGAAGUAUAUGGAUGUAAAGAGUAAACUGGGACUAGAGGCAAAUGUUUCAAUUUCUACAUGCGGAACGCUAAUGACAGGCUCUAGUGGUGAAUAUGGCUUUGCAAUUCAAGGUGAAAACAUUCAUGGAUAUACAAAAUAUUUUCUCUUGGGAAGUCGAGGUGCAAUCACUUUUGUAAAUACAAAAACUGAAAUCCGUCACGUUAAAGGGGUGUGGAUCCAACCAAGUUACCUUAAUAUACCUCCAGACCAAAGCUGGUAAUUUGUUGGGGGUUUCACUUUUUUAUCUAGUUAUCAUUUUGCUGACUCUUCCAUGGGUUUGUUUAUUUAAUUUAAACUUUGGGAUUUUACUUUUUGAUCUAUAGAUCAAGACUAUUUUAUGCUCAAGGA